AUGACGACCCCCCGCAACGCAACUAGAGAAAUUGCGGAGGAGAUGGCCCAACUCCGUAACACCAUGAGACAGGUUGCUAGCGAACUGCGCAUGAACAAAGCGUUAAUCCAAGACGCUAUGGCGCGUCUGGAAGAAAUGAAUAAUGGUCAUCACGUAGCCCCUUUCUGUGGGUUGCCUACUAUGCAUGAGAGUGACGAUGCCGCAGAGAAGCUGGAAAAGUUUUUGCUCACCAAUCCAGGCCAUGAGAGCCUCCCAUCCGAAGACGAAGAUACAGAUCCAGACGAGGUGCCUCCAAUCUACAGCCGGGAGAUGAAAGACCCAAACCUUCUUGAGGAAAAUUGGCUGGACCCCGUCUGGAUAGAAGGGGAUGGUUACUCAGGAAAGGUUCCUCGCGAAAUCGAGGAGUAUCUUGAGUUUGACUGUGCUAAUCUCUACUCCAUGAUUGGCUCCAUCAAGAGCAUCUUCUGGCUGUUCAAUCACAAAGAGCUAGUGAAGGUCGUCGAUGAUCCAGCUUGUAUUCUGGAGGACGAGAUCAUCGCAAUCCCGCGCAACAUAAACCCGAUGGGAUUUUUAAUGAGCUAUUAUUCCGAGCUGGAAAAGAUGCCGUUGUUCAUUCAACAGUUAUACGAUUGUGUCCGUCCCCAUCAGUCGUUCCAUGUCGCACCCGCGUUUCAUAUCCCCGAUGCAGUCACAUCAGAACCUUCCCGACUUUGCAUUGCCGAUAUAUACCGCGUCAGUCGUCCCCAAGCCUUUCCAGAAACCGUGCUGUGUCUGAAGAUCAAGCGCCAAAAGAACACGGAUAGGAUGGUCGCUGAAGUCAAGAAGAAACUGGAUUAA
Aspergillus fumigatus Af293 is the source of this 837-nucleotide messenger RNA. RefSeq lists its product as uncharacterized. The transcript has 2 exons. The coding region runs from base 1 to 837 and encodes 278 amino acids. NCBI's taxonomy places the organism in Eukaryota, Fungi, Ascomycota, Eurotiomycetes, Eurotiales, Aspergillaceae. The record is from RefSeq and is a predicted model, not a curated record.